GUGUGUGUGUGUGUGUGCAAAUCACAGACUGUGGCUGCACGGCUGUUGUUGCAAAGGGCGUGGGCAUUGUGUGUGUGUGUGUGUGUGUGUUUUAUAUUCUUAUUAUUACAUCAUGGAUCCUCCGGUGGAGGAGAGGGAUGCACUGUUCACCCUGCGGCUGCGUGUGAGCAUCGUGACCCGCAAGGAAGCGACGAAUCACGGAUGAAGACACACACACCGUGUCGGCUUUUUCACUCACCCCCCUCACCCUGCGAUAGACAGACAGAUAGCUCCGAUUCAAAUGCAAUAAAAUAAAGAAAUCGAGCAUUUUUCUUUUGUCGUCUCGCCUCAGACAGGCUCGGCUUUGACUGAGCCUCUUAUGGCUCUGAGCAGCGGGACUGGUCCAGGAGCGCAGUGAGGUAAUCCGGGCAGAGAUGGCUGUGAGCGCAUCAGAGCCGCUCUGUCAGCCGUGCGCCUACCACGAAGCCUUCAGAGUGGAGCUACAGGUGAAGAGACCUCUGAUGCCCGUCCGGCUGAGUCCAGAGCAGGUGGGCCUGGAGAUGUUGUGUCUCUGUGGGCAGCUGGACCUCCUGAUCCGGGCACAGAUGCAGCAGUUCCAGGAGCAGUUAGGACAAGGCUGCAGCCCGGAGGAGUCAGACACUUUCCAGAUCCAAGGAUCAGAGAUUCUUGACCAGAUGUUGCAGUGCCUUGAACAUCUACCAAAGCCUAUGCCACAGCUGGAGGACUACCUGGACAUGGUCGGUCUAUCAGCAAUGUUUCCUCGAGUAGAGGUGUUCCUCAUUCAAGGCAGCCCGGUGGACAUGCUGGAGAGGCCGCCAAUGGACGAAUAUUUCUUCCACAUUGCCAAACUGAACCAGCUCCUGGUGCUGAGUCAACAGCUCGAAGAAGAUAUCAGACACCUUGGAAGUCAUAAAUACAUCGCCCACCAGCUCUCGGUUAUAUAUCAAGUCAUCAGCUCUUUCAGAGGAAUUCAGGCUUUCUCUGAAAUAAAGAAAGACAUCGAGGCCAACUUCAAACAGAUGAAACAGUGUCUGGUGGUAGAGGAAGGCUCCAGGCACGAACCUCAACUGGCUGCUCAGUACAUCAACUGGAUAUUAGAAAUAACUCAAGGUUUAACAUCAGCGGUGCUUUCACUACCGGAGGAGCUGACAGAAGACCUUCACCAGGCCGUGACCUUCAUGUCCCAGUUCCUGUCCUGACCCGGCACCGGUUUCCUGUGGGAGGCUGCGUCCCGCUUCGAAAUGAACUGACGUUGUUGUAACUGUGAAAACGGAGCUACACGACUUCACAACUACACAUUUACAAAUCAUGUAGGUUUUUAUAUUGUCGUCCUGAAUGUGGCACAUGUUACUCCCCAAUGUGAGUCAGUUGUUUGGAAAUGAAUGUACGCUUGUCGAAUCCCUUCUUGCACUACUGUUAUAACUACUGUUAGAAGUUUCUUUUCUUUUUUUUUACCUGAAGUGGAAUAAUAGUAAUAAUAAUAAAACUGAAUGCAAUAGGGACAUUUGCUUUCCUCCUGUUGUGUUGAUGUUCAUGAAUAGUACAAGAACAGACGUUUUCACUCGUCAUGGCACAUAGAGGAGAGAGAACAUCUCUUACAAAAUUCUCCUUCUCACCUAGAAAUCCCUCAAUGCCUUAUCCGACCUUCUCGCUACUGUUAUUAUCUGUUCUUUGUUUUGUCGGCCUCCAUAUUUGUAAAGCAUUUGUUGUUUGAGAAGUGUUAGAACAAAAAACAAAACAAAAAUCAAAAGUCACAAGUGUGUUUCAUUGAUACGAUCAUUGAUAUUGAUCAGCGUGCUUAUUCAAAUGAUGGUUUGUGUGUACUGUAUUUGUGCAAAAACACAUUUUGCAAUAAUAUUUUUUUUGCCUAGGUUUUUGUGAUUAGUGUGUAGAGGUUUGCAAAAAUAGUAACAAAGUUUCAAAGCUAGUGGCUUAGGUUUAAAACAGAUGAUUUAUUAUUAUAUGAGUUAUAUAUUAUUUACAUUUUCUAUUGUUUGUGUUUCAAAGAAGCUAUAUAUGACACACUGAUGAGAGACGUGUUAUUCUCGUUUGCCCGCUAAUCCAUGAUGACAAACUCUGAGACAGGCCUGAAGACCAGCACACAUUCAUUCAUGGACAUUAUAAAGCCUCGAGUGAAUUUCAGUCAGAAAUGAAACUCCAGAGAAGUAAUUCAACAAAAUAUAUUCAUUUACACCGACAUGCAGGACAUUUUAUAUUUAUAAAAGCUCUAAUAAUGACACUCAAGUAGAAAAUAUCCACUAAAAGUUUCCCCAAUCAAUAUUUUUAUCCUAAACAACGUGAAAAUAAAAGGAGUCGAUUCAUAGCGACCAACCCACACUUUGCAGUUCUAGUAAAUAGAAAAACAGACUUUAAAAAGCAAAUAGAUAUAACCUUACAUUAAUAAAAAUGAUGUUUAUGUUUGGAGUCUGUACUUAGAACUCCUUUUGUCUUGGUCUUGGUAUUCACUGCGUGACAAAGGUUUUUAGACAGACUCACUUCCUAUAAAUAUCACACAAAAAACUCUGUAGGGGAGGGGAAGUGAAAUCCAAUCACAAGUGGUCACUCGAGACACAUCUUCCAGGUUAGAAGUGACGUACUAAGAGUUCCACUAUGAGUCCACUUGUCACUGGAUCACCCAAGGUGCGUUUUAAUGCCAGGUGUGAACAGGCUCGGUGUGUCUGUAGAGCAGCACCAGAGCAGUCCAGAUACACCGCUGGUACUCAUACGUCACAGAGGACUGAUGAUGGUGUGUGAUCUCAAAGCAGACUGCAGCACCAAGAGUCAUCUCUACUUGUGAUCCUUCUAUCAGUCCCAGUAACAUGGCCCAGUCAGAGCCAGUCAGGUAACAAAGGUUACCACCAUCUAUUGAGAGAAGAGAAAGGAGAAAGUUGUGAGUUUUGUGUUUACAGAGACUUCCUUCAUCAGCGUCACAUUCAAAAUUAAGACCAGCAUGGACUUCAGUCCUCAUCAGAACAUCUGAGUAGCUGAGCUUGAAGCUCCGAACCCUGCAGAGAAGUUCAAGUCAAGUUUGUUUACUCUGCAGAUUUCAGUACGCAGUGGAAACACACUGCUGAGAGUAAAUGUGAUUAUUUCAUCUACUGAAAUACUCCAUGAGAAAUGGGCCGAUAUAUAUAUGAUGAUUAAAGUCCUACAUGUUCAUACAAAGACUGAAAUGAGAGAACAAACAAACCCUUUACUAACCCAGAGGGAGUCCUGCAUGUUGUUUCCAGUUUCCAGGAGAUUUUUUAUUAUUUUUAAAAAAAGAGUGAGGUUGCAUAGGAUAAAUGUGUAUGCACAGCCUCAGUGUUUCUAAAACCGGCUGUGGAAAUGAAGCCAAUUAAGACAUAACAUGUAGUUUGCAGUGGUGUUAAACUGGACUGCAUUAUACUGAGAGGUGUUUCUUAUAUUUA
Molecule: messenger RNA, 3410 nt
Organism: Larimichthys crocea (large yellow croaker)
Lineage: Eukaryota; Metazoa; Chordata; Actinopteri; Sciaenidae
Exons: 8
Coding region: 414-1199 (261 amino acids)
Source: RefSeq, a predicted model, not a curated record